AUGAAAUUCAUCAUCACUAUUCUUAUCGUGUCCGCGGUGGCCGCUGUAGAUGUCGUUGGUCUUCCUGUUCGCCUUAAAGAUACUGCUUCCAAAAAUACCAGCUUCGUCUCGAAUCACAGAUAUUUACACAACGUUCUCAAUCCUGAUAUCUUUACCCGGAAGAUUGCCUCUGAAGAUGGUGGUUCUCACGGUGACUUGGUGCAGGUGCCAAGCCACCAGGCGGUUAAGCGUCUUAGCCAUCUUGAGGAUAUCGUGCCCGCCAACGACAUUCAGAAACAUAUGCUUGUCAGGCGUAUCUGGGAGAAACAGAUCAAAGCAGCUCACAAGCAAGCCAGCGAGGCCCAUACAAAGGCCGCUGCCGCCCAUAGACAGGUUCAGGAUAAUCACGCAAAAGCUGCCACGAAGCACCUCAAUGCUGGGAACCACAUUGCAGCUCACGAUGAGAAUACAGAAGCGGAAAAACACGCAGGGAUGGCCCUGGCCCACGAAAAAGCGUCAAUAUCUCAUCUUAACGAGGCGCACCCUGACCUUCCACGUGUUAAGGCUACUGUUCCUCAGGCUAUAAAGUCAAUAAUUUUGUCAAAGUACGAUGCACACAAGGCCAAAAAAUCUUUGAAGAAUGCGGCACAUCGACCUAGUUAG
Messenger RNA from Psilocybe cubensis, 642 nucleotides. RefSeq lists its product as uncharacterized. The transcript is spliced from 2 exons. Bases 1 to 642 code for a protein of 213 amino acids. Lineage: Eukaryota; Fungi; Basidiomycota; Agaricomycetes; Agaricales; Agrocybaceae. The record is from RefSeq and is a predicted model, not a curated record.